Molecule: messenger RNA, 579 nt
Organism: Pediculus humanus corporis (human body louse)
Lineage: Eukaryota; Metazoa; Arthropoda; Insecta; Psocodea; Pediculidae
Exons: 2
Coding region: 1-579 (192 amino acids)
Source: RefSeq, a predicted model, not a curated record
AUGAAAGGUCGUCUGCUUUCAAAUUUUGGGAUAUAUAAACAAACGCUAAAGGUGUUAUUUUCACCGUCGUAUCAAUCCGACAUAUUCGGAAUACCCCCUUUUCUAGAAGCCAAACGACUUUUGUUAAUUUCGGUACAAUUUUACGCAUGCAUCGUUGUUACAUUAUUAACAACAUGCAUUGUGUUUGCAAAAUUUUUAAAAUAUGACACGUCAGUUUGGAAAAAAGCCAUCGCGUAUACAUCGCCAUCGAAUAAAGAAAUAAAAAAUUUAGAACGUGAAGAAAUUAUAUGGGCAACCUACAUCGAAUGGAUAGAUGAUUAUUAUAAUUUCUACACGAACGUUGUCGAACAGAUAAAUACCGUUUUAGAAAACGAUAUUAAUUCAGUCCAUAAUGAUAAAUUAUCGAUAAGCGAACCAAAUUUAAUACAGAGUAAAAAUGCAGUUAAAUACGCUUGCGAUGCAAUUAUAAAUCAUAAAAGUAAAAAAAAAACAAAUUCCGAUGUUUCGAUACCCAAAUCGUUUUUGGACGUUAAUGAAAAUCCUCCUUCAUGUGAAAAAAAAAAAAGAAAAGUUAAUUAA